Molecule: messenger RNA, 1296 nt
Organism: Geodia barretti
Lineage: Eukaryota; Metazoa; Porifera; Demospongiae; Tetractinellida; Geodiidae
Source: the annotation of a GenBank genome assembly
AUGACCCAGCGUACACCACUCGAACGGGACCUCCUCGAGAAGGCCGCCCAGUUUCUGCCCGGUAGCGGCACCGGCAACACCACCUAUCCCGAUGAGCUCAAGUUCCUGGUUCGCGAGGGCAAGGGAGGACGUAUUUGGGAUGUGUCGGGCAACGAAUACGUCGAUUGGUUGAUGGGUUCCGGACCCAUGAUCCUGGGACACGCCCAUCCGGCGGUCACCGAGGCGGUUUUGUCUGCCGUCGGCCGUGGCUCGACGUUUUUCACCACCAACGAUCAGGCCGUUCUGCUGGCCGAAGAGCUCGUCGACGCCGUCCCCUGCGCUGAGCAGGUCCGGUUCAUGACCAGCGGCACCGACGCCUGCUUCCAGGCCAUGCGCGCCGCUCGCGCCUACACCGGGAAGGAGAAGAUCCUAAAGUUCGAGGGCGGAUACCACGGCUCCAGUGAUUACGCCAUGAUGUCCGUCUUCGCAUCUGCGGCCGUGGAGUUCCCCCAAGCCGAACCCAACACCGCCGGCAUACCCAAAGCCCUGAACGACCUGAUGCUGGUGUCGCAGUUCAAUGACCUGGACACCACCGCGGCCAUCGUGUCGGCCCACAAGGACGAGAUCGCGGCCGUAAUCGUAGAGCCGCUCCAGCGCACCAUUGCCCCCAACCCCGGCUUUCUUCAGGGCCUUCGCAAGAUCACCCAGGAGGCCGGGCUGCUGCUGAUUUUCGACGAAAUCGUCACCGGGUUCCGCCUGGCUUAUGGCGGAGCCCAGGAAUACUACGGCGUGACGCCCGACAUGUGCACCGUCGGCAAGAUCAUGGGGGGCGGCUAUCCCCUCGCGGCGCUCAUGGGUAACGCCGACGUGAUGUCAGUCUAUGACCGGGCCGCAGCGCCAGCCGACAGCUACGUCGACCAGAUUGGCACGCUCAACGCCUUCCCCAUCGCGUGCGCCGCAGGACUCGCCACCCUGGCCGAGUUGCGUGCCGAAGGCGCCUAUGACCGCCUCCACGAGGUUGGUGGACGCAUUCGGAGCGCCCUUGUGGACGCUUGCGAAACCGAGGGUUUCUCCGUCCAGAGCGUCGGUGAAGAUGCGAUCUUCGACAUCUAUUUCGCCGACCACCCGGUUCGGAACUUCCGCGAUGGCCUGGCUGCCGACGGCCAGCCUCUGGCGCGCCUCAACGCCGGCCUUCUGGGACGCGGCAUCCUCAAGUCCUGGCCGCAGAAAUUCUACCCCUCGAUAGCCCACACCGAUGCCGACAUCGACCGGACCGUCGACGCCAUCCGCGAAGUCGCCCCCACCAUCAAAGGCUGA